AUGGGGGAGAACCCCUGGAAGGACCCCUGUCUUAUCCACCGCGAGGCUCCAGUUGGGAGAGUGAAGGUUCUCUUUACGAGAGGCUCUGGAGUUGGUAUUUAUUACCCUGCUUUUCUGCACUCCGAGAGCUCAGAACGGAGGGAGGCAAGCGUCGCAGAGCCUCCGUCCAGAUUCAGGGAAGGAGUCCUCAUUGCUCUCGGAUUAAGGGAUGCUGAUAGAAAUUUCAUUUGGAAUCAUUUUUCAUGGGGAGGGGGGAGAGUUUCUGGAGGAUUUGCUGACAUCCCUUCUUUCUCCCUUGUCUUUCACUCCCAGCUCCUUCCAGAGUGUUAUGGAUUAUGUUUUCUGUGUUUACAGGACAAGAAGGGGCUUUCCGGGAAACAGAAUAAUUUUGAGCGCAAAACCGUGUAUCAGAGGCAAGUCAGGGCACCCAGUUUGCUGGCCAAAAGCAUUUUAGAAGGCUACCGCCCCAUUCCAGUGGAUACUUAUGUAGGAGGAACCUUACCUCUGCCUCCCCCAGUUAGUGACAGGAUGAGGAAAAGAAGAGCCUUUGCCGAUAAGGAGUUGGAAAACAUAAUGCUGGAGAGAGAAUAUAAAGAGAGGGAAAUAUUGGAAACUUCCCAAGCUGCUGCCUUGUUCCUGCCCAACCGCAUGGUUCCUGGUCCUGAAUACAAUGCCUACAAAAAUGCCUACAGCCCCACUCCAGGGGAACCACCAAGCAAGGACUUCUGCAACUUUUUACCCACCUGCCUUGAUCUGACCAUGCAGUAUUCAGGGUCUGGAAAUAUGGAACUUAUUUCUUCCAAUGUCAGUGUGGCCACAACUUACAGACAGUAUCCCUUGUCCUCACGAUUUUUCGUGUGGCCCAAGUGUGGCCCCAUUAGUGACACCUUCCUUUACCAGCAGUGCCUGCUCAAUGCUACCACCUCAGUGCAAGCCCUGAAACCUGGGACGGGCUGGGACUUAAAGGGAGCCCAAGUCCAUGAGGGACUUGGUGCAGAACACGACCCGAUGCCACUGAAAUUGGAAGGCUCUCUGGUGCUGCCUCCCACUCCUGAGGUCCAGACCUCUAGAAAUGACCUUCAGGGUCACCCGGCUGUCCCUGAGAGGUCUGCAUUCUCCCCACCCCGACGGAAUUUCUCACCAAUUGUUGACACGGACUCCCUGGCAGCUCAAGGACACAUCUUAACCAAGAUCAGCAAAGAAAACACUAGGCACCCUCUGCCACUUAAACAUAAUCCAUUCCACUCAUUACUCCAACAGACGCUUAAUGACAAUUCAGGACCUGAGUUGAAAACACCAUUUGUCAAAGAGGCCUUUGAAGAGACCCCUAAGAAACACAGAGAAUGUUUAGUCAAGGAGAACCAGAAGUACACAUUUACAAUAGAUAGAUGUGCAAAAGACCUUUUCGUAGCCAAACAAGUUGGAACAAAACUGUCAGCGAAUGAACCGCUGUCAUUUUCCGUUGAGUCUAUUCUUAAGAGGCCUUCAUCUGCCAUCACUCACGUCUCUCAGUGAAAGGCUGCUUAAACAGAAACCUGGAUUUUUUGCAGUCUCAGAGGGUUCUUGCCAUUCCCUAAUUUUUUUUUUUUAAAAA
This is a messenger RNA of Tupaia belangeri chinensis (Chinese tree shrew), 1594 nucleotides long. RefSeq names its product doublesex and mab-3 related transcription factor 2 (gene DMRT2). Bases 1 to 1515 code for a protein of 504 amino acids. NCBI's taxonomy places the organism in Eukaryota, Metazoa, Chordata, Mammalia, Scandentia, Tupaiidae. The record is from RefSeq and is a predicted model, not a curated record. Gene Ontology annotation, cellular component: nucleus. Gene Ontology annotation, biological process: sex differentiation; regulation of transcription by RNA polymerase II. The transcript has 3 exons. Gene Ontology annotation, molecular function: DNA-binding transcription factor activity, RNA polymerase II-specific; RNA polymerase II cis-regulatory region sequence-specific DNA binding.